AACGAGAAAAUGGCCCGCAAGAAGAUCAGAGAAUAUGAUUCGAAAAGAUUGUUGAAAGAACACUUUAAGAGGCUUGCUGGUUAUGAUUUGGCCAUCAAAUCUGCUCAGAUUACAGAGUCAACUGAUUUGAAUGAGCUUGUAGAGAAAGAGCCAUGGCUUUCUUCAACACAAUUGGUGGUAAAGCCUGAUAUGUUAUUUGGGAAGCGUGGAAAAAGCGGGCUAGUUGCCUUGAAUCUUGAUCUGGCUCAAGUUGCUUCUUUUGUGAAGGAACGGUUAGGCAAAGAGGUUGAGAUGAGUGGAUGCAAAGGGCCUAUCACAACCAUCAUCGUUGAACCAUUUGUACCCCACAAUGAGGAGUUUUACCUUAAUAUUGUUUCGGAGAGACUUGGUUGUAGUGUUAGCUUUUCUGAAUGUGGAGGAAUAGAUAUUGAAGAGAACUGGGACAAGGUUAAGACAAUCUUUGUGCCAACGGGGACAUCUUUUACAUCAGAGAUUUGUGCACCACUUGUUGCUACUCUACCACUGGAGAUUAAAGGUGUAAUUGAGGAGUUCCUCAAAGUGGUUUAUACUUUGUUUCAAGAUCUGGACUUUACUUUCCUGGAGAUGAAUCCUUUCACAUUGGUCGAAGGAAAGCCUUAUCCACUGGAUAUGAGGGGAGAGCUUGAUGACACUGCUGCUUUUAAGAACUUCAAAAAGUGGGGAAAUGUUGAAUUUCCAUUGCCAUUUGGAAGAGUGAUGAGUGCUACGGAGAGCUUUAUUCAUGGGCUAGAUGAAAAGACAAGUGCAUCUUUGAAGUUCACGGUCUUGAACCCCAAGGGACGUAUUUGGACGAUGGUUGCUGGUGGAGGUGCCAGUGUCAUCUAUGCAGAUACUGUCGGUGAUCUUGGAUAUGCUUCUGAGCUCGGGAAUUAUGCCGAAUACAGCGGUGCUCCAAAUGAAGAAGAGGUCUUGCAGUAUGCCAGAAUUGUAAUUGAUUGUGCAACCGCAGAUCCUGAUGGCCGUAAGAGAGCCCUUGUGAUAGGUGGGGGAAUAGCCAACUUUACUGAUGUUGCUGCUACAUUUAGUGGUAUAAUUCGAGCUCUGAAGGAGAAGGAAUCAAAGCUUAAAGCUGCAAGAAUGCACAUAUAUGUCAGAAGAGGUGGUCCAAACUACCAAAAGGGUCUCGCAAAAAUGCGGUCUCUUGGGGAGGAAAUCGGCAUCCCAAUUGAGGUAUAUGGACCUGAGGAAACCAUGACUGGCAUCUGCAAACAGGCUAUUGAGUGCAUCACUGCAGCUGCAUAAAGCAACCAACUCUGCAUUCUCCAAGCUUAAAUUGUUUUGGUUUACUUUUUAGCUUUGUGUUAGCAUAAUGUUGUUUGUGUCUGAUGUAAAAGAGAGUGCUUUGUACUUGAGACAUUUUACAUUAGCAAAUGGGCUCUAAUAAUAAUCUCUACAUAUACAGCUUC
Solanum verrucosum is the source of this 1445-nucleotide messenger RNA. Its product is annotated as ATP-citrate synthase alpha chain protein 2. The transcript has 13 exons. Gene Ontology annotation, biological process: tricarboxylic acid cycle; succinyl-CoA metabolic process. NCBI's taxonomy places the organism in Eukaryota, Viridiplantae, Streptophyta, Magnoliopsida, Solanales, Solanaceae. The record is from RefSeq and is a predicted model, not a curated record. The coding region runs from base 10 to 1281 and encodes 423 amino acids. Gene Ontology annotation, molecular function: succinate-CoA ligase (ADP-forming) activity. Gene Ontology annotation, cellular component: succinate-CoA ligase complex.